Chara braunii is the source of this 4865-nucleotide messenger RNA. NCBI's taxonomy places the organism in Eukaryota, Viridiplantae, Streptophyta, Charophyceae, Charales, Characeae. The record is from the annotation of a GenBank genome assembly.
CCGCAAAGAACACAUCCACAAGCGCUGGGCCAUCUGCCCCUGGGAGGGAUGACCUCUUCAACAAUCUACUCCUCUGUAUUUCCAUACAAGGGAAGCACAAUGGUUUUUGGACUUCGUUGUUCAGGUGAACUGUUUUAGGCCAGCUGUUUUCAUGCGACCCACUUGCUUUCCGGGCGCUGAGGGAGCGAACGACGUUCUUCCUCUCGGUACCAUCGUCUCGUUCGACAAGAUUUCUGGAGGUUUGCUCAAGCUGCAGACUAACGUCUUGUACGAUCAGUGCAAACUGCCUUUCAGAGAUGUUAAGGGUGUGAUAGUGGUCUUCAAGAGUUUCGCGGGUUACGGCUCGAACAUGAUGCUGUGCCCUCACUUCAAAGGGCUUUACGAUGGCAAGCAUCUUCCACUGCCAGUGCAAUACCUCGGUCUCAUGCUGAAGGUGCCGAAAGAACGCCCGGUUCUUUCGCGAGAAUAUGUUUUCCGGCUUCUGCCAGCCCAUGAGGGGUCGUCCGGCUUGGUUCAAGAAACUGCUGAGACGCCAGUGGGGCACGGGAGUGCGAUUCACGACGUUGAGGGUCGUGGCAACGGGCACACGCGCAAAAUUCACACGCAGUUCGGCCCGGAUGCUCCUGGGAACACGUCAGACUUGCAUUCUCCAGAUGCAGGGACUCUCCAGGCCGGAACUCCGAAAAUCCUCAAGGUCCGCUGCCAGGGCGACACGUAUUCACUUCGAGAUGAGACAGGAAGAGAAUCCUGCAGAUCGGGGCAAGAGGUUGGAGGGAGUGAGGCUAAAGGGAUGGGCGAUGUACGCGAAAGCUUUGGCGGGGAGCCGACUUCUUCGGAGAAGAAGCGCGAGCGACAGAGGAUGGUGCGAGAGGAGGUGGUGGAGGAAACCCGCCGCAUGAAGAGGAUUAAAGGGCAAUCGGAGCCGGUGAUGGGCGGGGAUGGAGGUGACGUCGGAGAAUGUGCCUCGGGAAAGAGGGCGCCUGGGAUGCGUGGCGGACAAGAACAUGGAGUCGUAAAGAGGACGUCGAAGGAAGAGGGCGCGACGACAAGUAAGAAAGCGAGGGGGCCCGACGGUUUGACCAUCCGCGAAGGACAAGCCAUGGGUGGAGGAGAUUCGGCUCAUCCAGGCGUUGCGGCCGCGGGAGAACCUUCGGGUAAAUCCAAAAGGAAAGUGGCAGCUGAAGAAGGCGAUGGCCAAAAGAAACCUCGAAGGAGGAAGACUGCUGAGGCGGCGAGCGGUGGCGAACGAAGUGUCGGUGGGCAGUACGACGAAGCGGCAGCGUUCUGGCUCGAAUACGAGCGGAACGAUGACGGUGAUAUCGUGGAGAAGGAGCUCUCCGUCCAACUGCUCAUCGACCCCAGGAAGGUCUGCGACAUCCCGCCUAGGGAAAGAUAUUACAACCACUGUAGUCUCAAUCGUGAAAAUGCAGAGGACAUCAAGGCUGCGAUGCUAAGUCACUUCCACAAGGAAAAGGGGAAGAUCUGGACGAAAAACCCUUUGGUUAUGGCACCCAUCUACAAGCCGGUGACACAUAGGCCGGAGAAAGCUGACAGGGUUCACAAAGAUGUCUUCAAGCCAGAGGACAAGGACAAGUACUACUAUUACCCUGUCAACGGACAACACACCGUGGCUGCUGUGAAGGAGCUGGUGGAUGAGCCAAUAUUCGAAUUGUGGAAGAUGCACUCGUGGCCGGCAAGAGUAGUGUGGUUCUCCGACGAAGAUUUCGCGAGGUAUGUGCAGUGGAUGCCGCUCGUGACGGCCGGUGAUAACGUUUUCCGUAAAGGCAUGGUCUUCUACGAGAAAUGGGCGGAGGGGAAGUUGUUUGGCAGUGACGGGAAGACGCCAUUGUCGAGGCCGGGCAAACACAUGCCAGACAAAUCUCCGGGUCUUCAAGCAAUUCCAAAAAUGGGCUCGAAAGGGGCGGUUGGUGAAAUAAAGAUGGGGUGGCUGGUCCGGGUCCCACCGCCUCAGACCAAAAAGAAAACACAAGCGGACGACAAGUUUUUCGUGGUCGUGAAGGAGCCAGACAUGUUCUGUUGGCAGUGUCUCGCCGACAUGACCGAUGUCGAGAAACUCUCGAUCCUCGACGACAUUCUCGCACUAAGGGGAGUGUUCGUGCAAUCGGCUAGCGGGCAUCUGAAACGUCAACAUAAACCUGGAAUUAAAGACAUCAUCGCGACGAGGAAAGUGGACCGCGUGAUGCUCCGUAUGUUUCAUUACAUCUUGUUCCUUGAAACGGAGGAGGACAAAGAUGUUUGGUGCUACGGGAGCCAUUUUUUCCGGAUCGAGGGGCGGCUUCUGGAGGAGUUCGGGCCGCAGGGCCUCACGAAACAAGUGUGGGUCGAACUGCGAAAGCAUUCGCAGUGCGAAAGCAUUCGCAGGGCGUGGAAGAUUGGGCAAACUAUUUUUAUCUUUGGGAAGGCGCAUGCGUCUGUCGUGUGGGAGCUCCUGCGGAAUGGUUGGAACGUCGACGCGUUGGAGAACGAGGCGAAGAUGAUCGAUUACCUUAACGAGUUCGUGAAGACACGCGUGGCAGAUACUCGCAAUGAUUGCACUUUUGUCCAAACCACCGGCGAACGAAACAGGGAUCCCAAAUAUGACAUGUAUUGGAAAUUGUCGGCGAACAAAAGGACGGAGGUUUGGGACUUCCUUUUCCAACCCGGACCGCCUGCUCAAACCGACCUCGAAUACAGUCGACGGAGAAACCUGGUGUUCGGUGUGGUAAAUGCGUACCACGAUGCACCCAGGGAGUCUGUCUCGCAUUUCCUGAAAAGGCUGGAGCACGUUUACUUCUUGAUGGCCGAACCGCUCACCCUCAAAAACUACAAGGCACAGUUUGACGAGGAGGACCCUUUCGACGUUGAAGACAUGGAGGAGUUGAGCGACUCCGAGACCUUCGAUUUCGAGUCCAUGCCACUUCCUCGGGUGGUUGGACAGGUUGGUGAUGAAGGGGAAGGUGGUCCUCGGAGAUAUAGCACAUCCCUUGCCAGUUUGAAGCGUGUGUUUCGGUGCGAACCAGUCGAUAACCAAUCGUCUGAUGACGGGGAGAAAGAGAGAGACUAUGAUUACGAACCUUGUGAUAAGCUUUCUGUGGACCAUGAUACCUGGGAGAAUGAGAGACUCUUCUUCUUUGGCAAGCAUCACCGUCAGCAUCUGGGAAGGGGUGGAGGGGGAGACAAAGGAGACGACGGGGGGGGCGGAGGAAACGGCUCACAAUUUGUCGGAAAGGGGACAAGCGAAACAUCGUGGGGGGAGAAGGCGUUCGGCGGAAAGGGGUCAGGCGGAAAGGACUCGGGCGGAAAGGGGUCGGGCGGGAAGGCGUUAGGCGGGAAGGGGUCGGGCGGGAAGGGGUCGGGCGGGAAGGGGUCUGGCGGGAAGGGGUCAGGCGGAAAGCGUAGAACGUCCGGGAGUCCCGAGUAUGUGGUAACUGACGCCCACUGCGUAGGGAGUCGAGAUUCCGACAUGCGAGACGUGGCCACCCUGAAUUCUGAUCAAGUGCGAGUAGAUUCGCACUUGUCUGCAAGGACUUUGUUUCCUGAUGCCGUGGAGAGUCAAUCCCACCGUGCGCAACAGAGGUCUCCUGUGCCUACCACCGUGCUCCUGAAAGAGGGCGGACGUCUGCAGCAUACGGCAGCAUCUCCUGAGCGGCGAGAAUAUUCCUUGAAAGGAACUGCGUCUUCGUUUUGCCUGGAGGGCAGGAUGCCUGCAUUGCGAAGGAGGGAAAGUGCGACCUUCAGUUCCCUCAGCUCGGGCGAGCGCCACAAACUCCGAAUAGAUUCAAAGUUGUUGACAUCGCCCUGGAGGCUUGCCACCAGAAGUGCUCCUCAAGCUACAGUUCCACGGGGCCAAGAAAAUUUGACGUUCUACCCCCCGCAUCUUAAGUUGGGCACAGGGUUCCCCUGCCCACCUCCGUUCUCAAAUGUUGAGACUCGAGACUGGCGGUCCCGCGACUUGCUGGAGGGCCCCGCUGUAGGAGUGUUGGAGACUGGGGUUGGCGAGUACGAACGUCAUGCUUCGGAGGGUGCGCUAGUCGACAUUGGUAGCAAGAGUGCAGCGGCUAGUGGGGAAGAGGAGCGCUCUUCUGGAACGCGUGCUGGUGUCGACCGUGUCGUUAAGGGAGGUCAGUGCACGUUCGUGCAAGCUCCCGUUCUUGGCGAUGAUGAAGGCGAAGAAGAACCCGCGGUGGAAGCUCGAGUUCAUGGCGAUGAGAAAGGCGGAGAACCCGUGGUGGAAGGAGGUGAGGUGACGGUCGGCAUCCAGACGGAUCUACAUCGGAAAGAUGAUGAUUCUUCGCCCACCCGUUGCGGUGACGAACAAGGUGGUCGAGCGUCUGUCCUCGGUACCGGUCGGGGAAUGGUGCUUCAUGAAGCCAUAGAGUUGGGCAACGACUCAACUGCCAAAGAGUUGGGUAACGAUUCGGCUGCCACCGAGCUGGUUAGAGACUCAGGCAUGGUCGAGGUGCAGAACGUCGAAUCCUCCAUGAAAGGUGGUGAGGUGGCCGUCAGCAUCAAGAUGGAUCCUGAGCGGAAAUAUCAUGAUUCUCCGUCCACCCAUUGCGGUGCAGAACAAGGUGAUCGAGUGUCUGUCCUCAGUACCGGUCGGGAAAUGGUGCUUCAUGAAGCCAUCGACUUGCCUAGCGACUCAGCUGCCACCGAGCUGGUUAGCGACACAGUCGUGGCCGAGGUGCAGAACGUCGAAUCGUCCGUGGACGUUGGCGCCAUGGCGCAACAGGAGGGCGAUUUCCCUCAAAGGGCUCCCGAGAAUGGUAAGAUUUGUGAGUAGGACCACUCGCAUAUUUGUCACUAACCAGCUCUGUGUUCGUCCAAAUUGAUAUGAUGGGCUCAUGUACCUAUUACCACUUGUU